CGCAAGGAGGGAGUCGGGGGAGGGAGGCGAGCUGUCUGUGCCCCGAGACAGCGGUAAUAGUGGCCAGUUUAGCGCUUGCCAUGCAUUCUCUUAUCUAGGCCUCACCUCCGCAUGAGCAGGUAGUACUGUUGCCUUCUCCUUUUUAUGGACGGCAUCCUGAAGUCCAAAGAGGGUAGGCCAUUUCCGGGGUCACACGGGAGGUCCUUGAAGUCCGCGCUGCAGGACCCCAGCACCCCUCCGUGUGCGGCGCUGCCACCUGCGACCUCGAGGACGUCGUCACGGACCAAAAGCCAUGGCCUCGAGGUCUCCUUCCUCGAGCCAGGAGCAGCCACUUGUAUCAUUCCCUUCCGUGGCAAAGAACCUGUAUCUGCAAAAUUAAGUGAGAUUGGCGUUCUGACUUUGUAUCUCAUGCAUAGAGCAAAGCGGGACUGUGCUGAUGGAGUCAGUUACUUGGUCAGCAGUUACUUGAUCAGUCUCAUUAUUCUCCUGGCAGUUGUUAUAUGUACUGUGGCAGCCAUUGUGUGUGUCAGCAUGAAAGGAACCAUUUGUAACCCUGGACCUCGGAAGUCUAUGACUAAACUGCUUUAUAUCCGCCUGGCACUCUUUUUGCCAGAGAUGCUCUGGGCUUCUCUGGGGGCUGCCUGGAUAGCAGAUGGUAUUCGUUGUGAUAAGACAGUUGAGAAUGGCAUCAUCAUAACUGUCAUUGUCAGUUGGAUCAUCAUCAUCACCACUGUGGUUACCGUUAUCAUUGUCUUUGACCCCCUGGGGGGGAAAAUGGCUCCAUAUUCCUCUGCUGGUCCCAGUCACCUUGAUACUCAUGAUUCUAGCCAGUUUCUUAAUGGCCUCAAGACAGCAGCUACAAGCGUGUGGGAAAGCAGAAUCAAGAUCUUGUGCUGUUGCGUUGGGAAAGAUGACCAUACUCGAGUUGCUUUUUCGAGUACGGCAGAGCUUUUCUCAACCUACUUUUCAGACACAGAUCUGGUAGUCAGUGACAUUGCAGCAGGUCUUGCUCUUCUCCGUCAGCAACAGGACAGUAUCAGGAAUAACCAGGAGCCUGAUGAGGUAAUCGGCCACUCCCCAGGGCCCUCCCAGGAAGCUGAUUUGGAUGCAGAAUUAGAAAAUUGCCGCCAUUAUAUGCAGUUUGCAGCAGCUGCCUAUGGGUGGCCACUCUACAUUUAUAGAAACCCAUUUACAGGGCUGUGCAAGAUUGGUGGUGACUGUUGCAGAAGCAGAACAACAGAAUAUGACUUGGUUGGAGGUGAUCCGCUAAACUGUCAUUUUGGCUCUAUCCUGAAAACUACAGGGCUACAGUAUAGGGAUUUCAUUCACAUAAGCUUUCAUGACAAGGUAUAUGAGCUGCCAUUUUUAGUGGCUCUGGAUCACAGGAAGGAGUCUGUUGUGGUAGCCGUGAGAGGGACCAUGUCUCUGCAGGACAUCCUUACUGAUCUGUCAGCGGAGAGUGAAGUACUCGACAUACAGUGUGAGGUACAAGACUGUUGGGCACACAAGGGGAUUUCUCAGGCUGCCAGAUAUGUUUACCGACGCCUUAUCUAUGAUGGGAUUUUGAGCCAAGCCUUCAGCAUAGCUCCUGAAUACCAGCUUGUAAUCGUGGGGCACAGCCUUGGGGGUGGAGCUGCUGCCCUGUUAGCCAUCAUGCUCAGAGCCUCAUACCCACAAGUCAGGGGCUAUGCCUUCUCCCCACCCCGGGGAUUGUUAAGCAAAUCUCUUUAUGAAUACUCUAAGAACUUCAUUGUGUCAGUUGUCCUAGGAAAGGAUGUGAUUCCCAGGUUAAGUGUGACCAACUUGGAAGAUUUGAAGAAAAGAAUCUUGCGAGUGAUUGCUAACUGUAAUAAGCCUAAGUACAAGAUCUUGCUGCAAGGGUGCUGGUAUGAACUGUUUGGAGUGAACCCUGACAACUCUCCAACUGAGCUGGAUGGGGACAACCAGGGAGACCUGACGCAGCCCCUUCUCGGGGAACAGAGUCUAUUGACACACUGGUCCCCAGCCUACAGCUUCUCCAGCGAUUCUCCCCUGGACUCUCCACCCAAAUAUCCCCCUCUGUUUCCUCCUGGAAGGAUCAUCCACCUAGAGGAAGAGGACAGCUCAGGGAGGUUUGGCUGCUGUUCUACUGCUCAGUAUAGUGCAAAGUGGUCACAUGAAGCGGAAUUCAGCAAAAUACUCAUAGGCCCAAAGAUGCUAACAGACCAUGUGCCAGAUGUUCUUAUGAGAGCCUUGGACAGUGUGGUCUCCAACACAGCAGCCUGUAUCUCCUGUCCAGCACAAGAGGUCUCUAAUGUGGAUGUGGCAUAACCAGGGCUACUACAAACUGUCCCAGGAACUGUCCUGCUUUUGUUCUUAAACUGUCCUGAGUGACACCUGUGAUGCCAACAUAGCAAGUUAUCUUUCAGCAGGAAUUGGAUGGGUACUAAGUUUGAUGGUCUUCCAAAUGACCAAACAACUUAUGGCAAAUAAUUUUGGUCAUAAUAAUAGGCAGGAGAGUUCAUUGAGGUGAUGGAACUGCUGAUGCUGACAGUGAACAUGGCGAGAACCUCAGGAAGCCCUGUUUGUUAUCCUGGCCCAGAGAUCAUUUGGCCAUCUGAGAACUGUCAUUGAAGAACCUAAAGAGAUCUAUAGACUCCUACCCAACAGGCAACCCUUUUCACUAAACUUGGCUUAAAGGUGUGCAGUUUAUUCAGAGUCUUCCUGACUAUACAAACAGAACCAUCAUGAAGGUGCAGCCUAGAGUUUUCUCCUGGGUUACUCAAGUGCAGCCCAGGGCUCUGAGAAUGCAGACAAAAUCUUGUUGAGAAAGUGAGUGGAGACUACGGCUCCUGCCCUUCACAGAGCUGUAGCACUUCAGCUUGUUUACAUUAUCCGGAUAUUUUGGCAACAAGUUGAUUAAUUCUGAAGUAUGCUUCUGGCUCUGAGGUCACCCAUUGGAUUUAGAGAGAGUUUUAAAAAAAACUGGCUUGGUGCCAGCCACAUACACCUGAGCUGGCGUGUUCAAAUCCAGCCCGAGCCCGCCAAACAGCAAUGACGGCUGCAACCAAAAAAUAGCCGGGCGUUGUGGCAGGUGCCUGUAGUCCCAGCUACUUGGGAGGCUGAGGUAGGAGAAUUGCUUGAGCCCAAGACUUGGAAGUUGCUGUGAGCUGUGAAGCCACGGUACUGUACCCAGGGCGACAGCUUGAGGCUGUCUCAAAAAAUAAUAAUAAAAAUAAAUAAAGCACAUGUCAUUACAG
Messenger RNA from Nycticebus coucang (slow loris), 3239 nucleotides. It is a transcript of the gene DAGLB, whose product is annotated as diacylglycerol lipase beta. The transcript is spliced from 15 exons. The record is from RefSeq and is a predicted model, not a curated record. Gene Ontology annotation, biological process: lipid metabolic process. Lineage: Eukaryota; Metazoa; Chordata; Mammalia; Primates; Lorisidae. Bases 145 to 2310 code for a protein of 721 amino acids.